Protomyces lactucae-debilis is the source of this 2110-nucleotide messenger RNA. Its product is annotated as phosphate transporter. NCBI's taxonomy places the organism in Eukaryota, Fungi, Ascomycota, Taphrinomycetes, Taphrinales, Protomycetaceae. Gene Ontology annotation, cellular component: membrane. The coding region runs from base 196 to 2016 and encodes 606 amino acids. Gene Ontology annotation, biological process: phosphate ion transmembrane transport. The record is from RefSeq and is a predicted model, not a curated record. The transcript has 2 exons.
ACUAGAUCUCUGCGGAAGAGCGCGGACGGACCGCUGCAAGUGUACACGCAUAGGGAUCAGUUACACAGCCUCAACCAAGGCUGUAGAGCAUUUACAGGACGAGUAUGUAGAGCCGAGCAGCUGAUAUGUAUAAAGCUGCGAGGAUGGCCGCAACGGCACUUUGUAGCAACCACCUGUUCAACUUUCCUCGACAAGAUGCCGAAACUCACGCAGUACAAUUACGUGUUUGCGAUCGGAACAUUCUUUGCUCUCCUCGAUGCCUUCAACAACGGUGCCAAUGAUGUGGCCAACGCCUGGGCUACUAGUGUGUCGUCCCGUUCCAUCUCAUACCGUCAGGCCAUGGUGCUCGGAACUAUUUUCGAGAUGCUCGGUGCCAUUCUAGUAGGUGCCCGUACCGCUGAUACCAUCAAGAACGGUAUUAUUCCCAACGCUGCUUUCCGUGGCGAUGCCGGUGUUCAGAUGCUUGCCUUCACAUGUGCCUUGGCUGGUGCGUCCAUCUGGGUGAUGUGGUGCACACGUCACUCGGCCCACGUUUCCUCCACUUACUCUCUCAUUUCUGCCAUUGCUGGUGUCGGUGUCGCUACUGUCGGUGUCAACCAGGUCCAAUGGGGAUGGAACAAGGGCAAGGGUCUCGGUGCCAUCUUUGCUGGUCUCGGUAUGGCCCCAGCGAUUGCCGCUGGUUUCGGUGCUUGCAUCUUCAUGCUCAUCAAGGUCACUGUUCACAUGCGCAAGAACCCCGUUCCAUGGGCCGUCUGGACUGCUCCAUUCUUCUUCCUUGUUGCUGGUACCAUCUGCACACUUUCUAUUGUCUACAAGGGAUCACCAAAGCUCGGCCUCAACAAGAAGCCCCCGACGUACAUUGCUGGAGUGACCGUCGGCACUGGUGCAGCUCUUGCUGUUCUCUCUGCCAUCUUCUUUGUUCCUUAUGUUCACGCCAAGGUCGUCAGGAAGGAUGCCAGUGUCAAGUGGUACCACGCUGCCCUCGGACCCCUCCUCUUCAAGCGUCCCAUCGUUCAGCCUUCCGAGCAGGCAAAUGUCCCCAACUACGCCGUCGUUCAGGAUGAAGAUGAAAAGUCCCUCUCAUCUGCUGACUCUCUCAAGGAGCACGGCGACAUUGAAACUGCCGGCAAAGGUGAACCCAACUCUGAGGUCCGCCCCGUCUCCUACUCGCCUCACGCCAACGAGUCUGGUGUUCCCGAGCUCACAUACGCCGAGGCUGUCGCUGCUGGUGAGGCCAAGCUCAACGCUCGUCUCUGCCUCAAGCGUGGCCCUCUCGGCUGGGCCAUGCGUACUCUCCGCGACAACAAAAUCGGUGAUGGUGAAAUCUACGAAAAGCACAACCUCAUCACCCUCGUCAAGCGCAUCCCUGCCAUGAUUGUCUGCGGUGCCCUCUAUGGACUUCACUACGAUAUUCACUCCGCACAGACUGGUGUUCACGGAACGCCUGAAGGCAGGCGUAUGGAACGAGUUUACGCUCACGCCAAAAAGUACCCCAACGAGGUCGAGCACACCUACUCCUUCAUUCAAAUCAUCACCGCCUGCACUGCUUCCUUCGCUCACGGCGCUAACGACAUCGGCAACUCUGUCGGUCCCUGGGCUGUCAUUUAUGGUGCUUGGACAUCUGGCGAUGCCGCAAAGGCGAAAGCACCUGUACCUGUCUGGCAGCUCGCAGUGCUCUCAGCAACAAUCUCCCUUGGUCUCAUCACUUACGGCUACAAGAUCAUGAUCGUUAUGGGCAACAAGCUGACCUAUCACAGUCCGUCUCGCGGAUCUUCUAUGGAGAUGGGCGCUGCCGUGACUGUGCUCGUCUUCUCCCAGUUCUCUUUGCCCGUUUCUACGUCGAUGUGCAUUACUGGAGCGACGGUAGGAGUUGGACUCUGCAAUGGAACAUACAAAGCGGUGAACUGGCAGCGUGUAGGCUUGCUUGUCUUCUCUUGGAUCAUGACGAUCCCCAUUGCCGGUACCAUCGCCGGUCUCAUCAUGGGUAUUGUACUCAACGCGCCGCAUUUCAAGUAGAAUGCUAAAGUAUGCGCCGCAUUUCAAUAGAGUACCAAAGUAUAUACUGCAGUGUCGCUCGUCUGUAGCUAGUAAAUCGUUUCGUCACCUUCUU